This is a messenger RNA of Podarcis muralis (Common wall lizard), 2053 nucleotides long. It is a transcript of the gene YWHAQ, whose product is annotated as tyrosine 3-monooxygenase/tryptophan 5-monooxygenase activation protein theta. The record is from RefSeq and is a predicted model, not a curated record. Lineage: Eukaryota; Metazoa; Chordata; Lepidosauria; Squamata; Lacertidae.
CUUUUAGCAGCAGCAGCGGCGGGAGCAGCAGCAGCGCUGGUUCUGUGGCUGGAGACGGGAGCGGUUUUCUCUCGCUCUUUCUCUCUCCCCCCUCCCUCCUCUCCUCCUCCUCCUCCUCCUCCUCCCCACCUUCUUGAUCCAGCCCCGGAGCGGAGCGAGCGCAGUCGACCCAGCAGGCGCCCGCCGGCCCGGCCUAGCGCCUCAGCGGACCCAGGUUUUGAGGUGCCUUCUGACUUUGUGAAAGGCCCUGCUGUUCCUUUCCCCCUACUAAAUCAGUUGCCUUGCUGCUUAUACCAUUGCUGGCCAACAUGGAAAAGACCGAGAUGAUUCAGAAAGCCAAGCUGGCUGAGCAGGCGGAGCGUUAUGAUGAUAUGGCUACCUGCAUGAAGGCAGUGACAGAGCAAGGUGCUGAAUUAUCCAAUGAAGAACGCAAUCUUCUCUCUGUGGCGUACAAGAAUGUGGUUGGGGGAAGACGCUCUGCUUGGCGAGUGAUCUCUAGCAUUGAGCAGAAAACUGACGGAAAUGACAAGAAGAUGCAGCUUGUCAAGGACUACCGAGAGAAAGUGGAGUCUGAACUUAAGUCCAUCUGCACUACAGUUCUGGAGUUGCUGGACAAGUACUUAAUAGCUAAUGCAACUAACCCAGAGAGCAAGGUGUUCUAUCUGAAGAUGAAGGGAGACUACUUUCGAUACCUGGCGGAGGUUGCCAGCGGAGAUGACAGAAAACAAACAAUAGAAAAUUCACAGGCGGCUUAUCAGGAGGCAUUUGACAUCAGCAAGAAAGAGAUGCAACCCACACAUCCAAUUCGUUUAGGCUUAGCGCUUAACUUUUCCGUAUUUUACUAUGAGAUCCUCAACAACCCAGAGCUGGCUUGCACAUUGGCAAAGACAGCUUUUGAUGAAGCCAUUGCAGAACUUGAUACGCUGAAUGAAGACUCGUACAAAGACAGCACUCUCAUCAUGCAGUUGCUUAGAGACAACCUCACAUUAUGGACAUCAGACAGUGCAGGAGAAGAAUGUGAUGCUGCAGAAGGUGCAGAAAACUAAACUGCAUAUGGAGUGUCAUUCCCCUUCUCAAGAAACCUUUUUACACGUCUCAUUCCUUAUAGCUCCACUUGGAUUUCCUAUAGCAAAGAGAAGCCAUCCAUGUGUAUGGAAAUCAAUUUAUAGUCUUUUCACACUGCAGCUUUGGGAAAACUCCAUUCCUUGAUUUGUGUUUUGUCCUGGCCUUCCUGGUGUGCGUUUACUGCUGUAGAAAAGUAUUAAUACUGGCUUAAUUUCCAUAUAAACAUAAGUAACUUCCAAACACUUAUGUAGCGGACUAAAGUUUCUGGUAUUUAAAAAGAAAUCUGAACCAGUUCCUGCAAGCAACUGUGGUGGUUUUUUUUUUUUUUUUUGGUUUUUUUUGUAUUACAGUGAUGAAAUGAAAAUGUAGUUAAUGCAACUAAAGAGUGUUCAACACAGUUCAAUUCUCCACAUUCCCUUUUUAUUCUGCAGGGGUUUCUUGGUGAUUUGACUUUCCCGUGCUACUGUGUAUUCGUUUCUGUAGGAUCUGGGGUGUCUUGGGCCAAAUGGGAAGCAUGGCAGAGUGGCUUCCUAUAUGUGUGUACAGCAGGAGCUACUGAGUGUUUUAAAUACAGGGAUUCUUCUUACUCUUCAGUUGCUGCUGUUCAACUGCUAUCCCCUCCCAAUAAAAUUUCACUUACACUCCUGCCUUUGUAGUUCUGGUAUUCACUUGAUUAUGUACUAGAAGCAGCAUGUUACUGCCAGAAUACAGGGAGUGCCUUUUUGGCAGACUAAAUUGCAUGUCAUUUCUUAACACUGGAAUGGGGGUGGGGGGAAGAGGUCAUAUGUCCGAGUAUAAAACUUUUCCAUGCAGAUUUGUGCACAUGUAUGAAGGUGUCAAGUUCGUCCAGUGAUUGUUCCUUAGAUAGAUGGACCACUAUUGUGUGUUGCUAAUCAUUGAUUGUAGUCCCAAAAAAGCCUUGUGAAAAUGUUAAUGCCCUAUGUAACAAAAUAACAUUAAAUAAAAUUACAUUUUAUAAACCACUAAA